This is a messenger RNA of Nezara viridula (southern green stink bug), 7709 nucleotides long. The record is from the annotation of a GenBank genome assembly. NCBI's taxonomy places the organism in Eukaryota, Metazoa, Arthropoda, Insecta, Hemiptera, Pentatomidae.
CUUUUACUCUCCUUAGAUGGUAAUGAUCACGCAAACAACAAAUGUAACUAGUGACUUUAGGCUUAAAGUUUCUGAAAGUGGAAAGUUAUGGGAUGUAGACUUAUUGUGGACUUAGUUUAUUAUUAGAAAAAUAUUUUAGAGACAAGAUCUACAAAUUUAUGGCGUAUCUAAGCUCUAGUUAUUCUGUUUUCUUAUUCAAGAUGGUGGUGAUGUUAACGUUCCCUUGAUUUUGUGAUUAUUGUUUUCAUUAUGACAUUGGUUUAUAAAGUUAAAGCAUUGGAGAGAGCGUGGUAAUAGUCCUACAAUGUCUAGGGCAAUUUGUUCAUAAAAAGAAGUUGAUGUAGAAGUGAAAAUCAUAGGAUUUUUGUUUGUUUUGAAGUUUGUAUUAUUCUUUUGACAAGAGGGUGACAUGUUCUGCCAAUCCCAAGGUGGUAUUGAAUUUAUUAGCGGAUCUUUGCAGAAAAAACGCAAGCUUGAUUUGAGUGACUCCAGUUAUUCCUUGCAGGAAUCACAUUAUCAGACAAACACAAGGGUUUUUCGUAAUGUACAAAAUGCUCAUAAAAGUCCAAAUAAUGUGCCUCAUUUGUCGCAUAAUUUCAUACAUGCCUCAACAAUAAAAUUACUAGAUACUUACCAACGGUGCGGACAGAAGCGAAAGUCCUGUGAGGGUAAUGGUGAUCGUGUGGAAGGGAUAUCAAGUGGAGACGCAACGGCAGGUGGAAAGGGAGGUGGUGGGGGUGGGGGUGGGCCAUCCCACUCCGCCACCCCUGAUGGAGAUUACCAACUUGUUCAACAUGAAGUGCUUUAUUCUAUGACAACACAGUAUGAAGUACUAGAAUUUUUAGGAAGAGGAACCUUUGGUCAGGUUGUUAAAUGUUGGAAAAAAGGGACAAAUGAAAUAGUAGCCAUCAAAAUUCUUAAAAAUCACCCAUCUUAUGCUAGACAAGGACAAAUUGAGGUUAGCAUAUUGUCACGCCUAAGCCAAGAAAAUGCCGAUGAAUUUAAUUUUGUCAGAGCUUACGAGUGCUUCCAACAUAAAAACCAUACCUGUCUUGUUUUUGAAAUGCUAGAACAAAAUUUAUAUGACUUUUUGAAACAAAAUAAAUUUAGUCCAUUGCCUCUGAAAUAUAUAAGACCCAUUCUUCAACAGGUGCUCACUGCACUGCUAAAACUAAAGCAAUUGGGAUUAAUACACGCUGACCUUAAACCUGAAAACAUUAUGCUCGUGGAUCCUGUUAGACAACCAUAUAGAGUUAAAGUGAUAGAUUUUGGAAGCGCCUCACAUGUCUCUAAGGCUGUUUGCAAUACUUAUUUGCAAAGCAGAUAUUACAGAGCUCCUGAAAUAAUACUGGGUUUACCAUUUUGUGAAGCUAUAGAUAUGUGGUCCCUGGGGUGUGUAGUGGCUGAGCUGUUUUUAGGUUGGCCUCUUUAUCCUGGUUCUUCAGAAUAUGACCAAAUUAGAUAUAUUUCACAAACACAGGGUUUACCAACGGAACAUAUGCUUAACAAUGCUUCUAAAACUACAAAAUUCUUCUAUAGAGAUAUGGAAAGCACUUAUCCAUUUUGGAGGCUAAAGACACCUGAAGAACAUGAGGCAGAAAACGGUAUUAAAUCAAAAGAAGCUAGGAAGUAUAUUUUUAAUUGUUUAGAUGAUAUUGGCCAAGUAAAUGUUCCAACAGACCUAGAAGGAGGUGAACUUCUUGCAGAGAAAGCAGAUCGCAGGGAAUUCAUAGAUCUUUUAAAAAGAAUGCUUACUAUGGAUCAAGUUGAACGCCGUAUUACUCCAGGAGAAGCUUUAAAUCACCCAUUCGUAAAUUUGGCACAUUUGGUUGACUAUGCACAUUGCAACAACGUCAAAGCAAGUGUUCAAAUGAUGGAAGUAUGUCGCAGAAAUACUUAUUCAAAUGGAACACCCUCUCAACAUCAACAUGCUACUCAAUCAGCACCAUUAGUUGCAACUCUUACUUUUAAUAAUAAUCUCACAAAUCCUGUCCAGAGAUUAGUUAGAGAAAGGGCUAAUCAUCAUCAACCUACUUUUGAUAAUUUGUAUCCUGUAUACCAAGGGCGAGGGCAGUAUUCUGGAGUUGGACGUAGUGAAAUUUCCCAGCCUCAGAUUGUUUCUUCAAUUCUUUGUCCAACAGGAUACCAAAGAAUACCUUCUCCUGGAAAGCAUGUAGUUGUUGCCCAACAGCCCCCACCACAACUUCAGUUACAGCCUCCAUUAAUUUCCCAACAGGUUGGUGGACAGCAGCAAUAUGUUCCAGUUUCAAUGGUUGAACCAAGCAGUGUUUCCUGGGCAAGUAACAGGCAAAUGGCAAUGGUGCCUUCUUGGCAAGGAAUAGCUGCCCAGCACAGCAUCCAGCAACCAAUGCUACCACCUCAAGAAUGGGGUAGACCACUUCUUGUUCAGUCAGCAGCUCUGAUUCAGGAGCAGCGGCCUGUUUUUACUACUGAAGUUUAUGAUAGGGUGGUUGAAAGUCCUAGUAUGACAUGGGGUAAGAGGAAUAUUGCAAAACAUCUUGCUCCUCCUGUUCCACAUCAUCAUCUUACUCUACCAAGACAGUCUCAUGACAAGAAGGACCAGCUACAUCUUAGUCCUGUUAAAAAACGUGUCAAAGAGAGCACUCCUCCAACAGAAUGCAGCGGCCUUAGAAUUCGUGGACGUGCUAGUCCAAACCAGUGGCAAAAUCAUUCAUUGUCAUCUCAGCAUAUUCCCCCGACUCAAAAUUCCAGUCGUCAACAAACUAUUACCAUUCAUGAUACUCCUUCUCCUGCUGUAUCUGUUAUAACUAUUUCUGAUAGUGAAGAUGAAGCUCCACCUAAAAGUUCCCAACACUGUACUGCUUCUAGUUCUCGGCCUAUACAGCAGGCCAACACAACCUCAGUAAAACAACAUAAUGGUUUUGUUUCAUGCUACACUGUUGCUGAUAGUGAUAAUGAAGAGCAGCAUACACCAUCCUCAAAAAUGCAUCAUCAGGGUCAACAAUAUUCAUCCAAUGGAAGGUGUUCUCCAGCAAAAGUGACUGCAAAUUUAUUUGAUAACUCUUCUAAAAGCCAGUAUCAACACCCAAGUCCUUCAAAACCUGGUGAUUAUCUACAUUGCUUUAGGGACAUAAAACAUGAGCCACAUCAUAAGUACCUUACACGUGCUGAAGAUACAAGUCAGUGCUGUACUGCUGUUGAAAAUGGAUAUACUCCUGCUGUAUCCCAAAAGAAAAGGCUUAUUGUGAAAGCUCAAUCAGAAUGUAUGUUGAACGGUGUCAUAACAAAGCAAGAACCUGCAGAAUUAUAUCAUCAACCUGUUUGUCAUGGGCAUGCCGGGACUAUGUGUAAAGAGCCAUACCAUCAUUAUGUUGCUCAGGAGCAACAUAUAGUGCUUCCAUAUGCUAGCAAUGAAAAGAGAGUUCUACUGGGGCACAAGAGGUCUGAUCCUACCAGAGAAUAUCAUCGUGUUCAACCACCUGCUGCCCAUUCUUCUAGAGACCAACAUAUGAUUGCCAAACCAUGGCCUCCUCAAGCUAUUCCUCUUCAUCAGCCUUUCAGGCAUACAGCAUCCCAGGUUUCACCACAGGGAACCAGAUUAUCCCCAUUGACAGGACAACCCAUUUAUCAUCAGAGUGACCUUUAUCGCAGACAGGCUGUUUAUGUAACAACUACCCAGCCAGCUUACUUACCCCCUACACAUCAAGUACCUUCUUUUACUACAGGUAGGGGUGUACCUCCUCCAGCACACCAUUCUUCAACCAGACCUCUUCUUACUGGAGGUGGUCAUCCAAGUCACCCUCUUCCUGCUCAUAUGCAACCAGCAGCUGUAUUUUCUACACAUCCUCAGGUUGCUGCUUCCUAUGGUUAUAUUAGUCCUGCUAAGCCGCAAUAUCCUGGUCCUCCUCCAGCAUUGUGGUUUACAGAAUAGUGGUUUCACUUAAUAUAUUAUGAUUUGUUUACAACUUUUUCUUAAAUAACAAUUUCAAUUAUUUAAAAACCACUUCAUCUCACUUAUUUUUGGUAUUAAUUAUUACCAAUAUCUGUGUAUUAAUAAUGUUGAAAUUUUCUCCAUGUAAUUGAUUUGAGACAUUGACAAAUCUUAGCUGUUUUCUGUGACUCAGGAUGUGCUGGAGAACUUGAUUAAAAUCAUCUAUUGUUUUUAAUUUUCUUUAAAAUCAUUUUGAUUUUCCACACACUGUCAGAUUUACUUUAUUUAGAAUUGUACAAUGUGAGCCAUUGCUCAACCAUCAAUUCCAGUUAACAUUGACCUUUAUUACAAAUUAAUAUGUGUAAGAUAUUAUUAUUAUUGCAUAUUAUGUUUAAAAGCUUUAUAGUUGUAGUUCAUACAUCAAUUUAAUGAUGUUGAAUAUCAUGUACAGUUCAUAUACUGUCAAUGUCUCACUUCUUUUUUUUUCUUAUACAACCAGAAUGUUUUAAAUGGUUUUUAAGUUAGUUUUGAUGUAGUAAAACUUUAUGUUUGUUGAUUUGAUUUAUGUUAAACUUAUUAAUUAAUUAAAGGUUGUAUGUAUAAAUAAUUAAUUCUAAUAAGUACUUAGAACUGUUUAAUAUUUGAACACUCAGGUUAUUUAGCAUCGUGUAAUUCUAUAAGUUUUGUUAUUGAUUUGUGAUGUAUAUUUGUCAAUCUCUUUUCUCUGUUAUUGUAAAUGAAACCACUAAAAAGAUAUAAUUUUCAAAUGAUUACACGAGCAAAGAAAGCUUUUUUUUAGUGGUUACAUUUUCCUAUUUUAUAAAAAUAAAUAUAUAUUUGGAUGUUUAUGUAUAUCUUAUAUUAAAAAGAUACAUGAUAUGUGCGUAUAUAACAACUCUCUAUAUAUAUAAUUUAGAGAUUUUUAACAUAUCUUAAAAUAUAUGUUUUAUUGAUCUUGUUCAGUAAACAAAAUAGUUUAUAAAAACAAGUACACAUUUGUACUUGGAACUACGUUUUGGUGUUUUUCCUGUUGCACAUGUGUUAUUAAAGUUAUGAAAGUAUAUUUAUUUUGGUGUACUAAGAAAGUAUAAAGUAUUUAGUUUUAGAAUUAUUGUAGCAUUCAACUAUUUACAUGUAUAUUGUAGAAUUUUGUAUGAUUCUGGGGAUGUCUAUUAAAUGAUUGCUAAGUUAAUUUUUAAAAUCAGUAGAAUGUUACUAGUUAAACUUUUUCUUGUAAUAUUAAUGGUGAAGAACAAAAUGAGAUGAAAAAAAAAGAAUAGAAAUAUUUUUUCGAUGAGUUAAUAAAGUAUUUUUUAAUAUAACUAAGACAAAAAUAUGUCAUUUACAGUAUAGAAUUUUCAUUUAAUAAAAUUUUAAAUGUUAUUUAAAUUUUGAGGCUAACUAAUGAUUAUCGAUUCUUUUCACUUAAAAAGAAAUUCUAACAUACUGGUUUAACUCACCUUCCCUCUUGUAUGUUUAAGUGGUUUAUGAUUAAAUUUUCAAAGAAUAAUUUCCUAUUAUUGAAUCCCAAGUUUCAAUUAAGUAUUUGCCCAAAUAUUUAUUAAUUCUGUGAAAAAUGAUUUCUCUUAAAUUUAUUUUUAACAAAGAAAUUUCUAUUUUUGUCAAUAGUUUUACAGAUAUGUUUCAAUAAGUCACUUGAGAAUAUAUAAAAAAGAUAUAUAUUUUUUUAUUUGUUUAAGAAUGUUGUUUAUUCCUUAUGAUAUUAAGGAUUGAAAAUCAAAUUUAAUAAGUUUUCUGAUAUUUAUUAUAACCUAUAUGAUUUAAAAACCAAUACCUACUUCUUGCAAUAUUUGCUCUUUUUUAUUAUGCAUAUAAUGAAAAGCGGGCGAAUAUUGUAAAAAGUAUGUUAUAGUUUUUAUAGAAAAAUAUAUGUUAAUACUUCUCUGUUCACAAGUAGAUCUGUUCUUCAACUUAAUAUAAUUAUUUCACUUUUAAUUUAAAGGUUUAAUUUUUUAUUUUAUUCUCAAUAUUUUUUAAAUUCCUGACCAUAUUUGAUACAAAUUAAUAAAACUGAAAAUCUAGAUUAUAUAAAUUGAUUACCUACCGUUUUAAUCAUUUGUGUACCUUAGUAAUUCAUAAAAGUCCAUAAAUUUAUUACAAAUGUACUUAAAAGGGUUUUUAAUAAUUGGCUUCCAAACACUUUUUCUUUUUUAUUCCUGAAAUUGAUUGUAUCUAGAAAAGAAAUGUAAACAAUGCCACCCUUAUUUUUAGUUAAAAACUUCCUUAAGACUCAUUUUUAUUUUAUACUGGAACUUGUUUUGUUUUUUUGUCAUACUUUAUUUUAAGUAAUUAUUUUUAUCUAGUUUCACUUGUUGAGCUUGUGUUCGUAUGUGUAUAUGUGCUACAUGAAUUCAUAUGUUAUAAUAUGUAUAAAUACAUGAAUUAUUGUAUCAAAUAUAUUAUUUUUUUCUGUAGUGUUAGCUGUUUUGAGUUAACUUUUUAAUAAAUGUUCAUCUUUUAUGAUUAUUAUUUCUUAUUUUUUAAAGGGUAGAACUGGGACAAAUCGAUAUUGUAUCAAUUUUUAAAAAUUUUACCUACAUUAUAAUUUAGCAUUGUAUAAUCGUAGUUUUAGGUCAUUUUUAAUUUAAAUUUAAUAGUUUUUUAUCUACACAUUUGUAAAUCAUUUUAAAAGGCUUUUAGCUUAGUAAUUGUUUAAUAAUUUUAUUAAAUAGAAAUUCAUUGGUUUAAUUAGUAAUAUAUUUAUUUUCAGUAUAUAUACAUAUAUAAUCAAUAAAUAUUUAUGUGUGGGAAAUAAUUGAUUUUGAAUUGUAAAAUAUCUUUUUCGAUCCGAUAAAAUAUAUUUUUCGAUCCAAUAUAUUUUUCAUGCCUUUCUUUUGAAUUUUCAGUUUAUUUUAUUUCUGAUUAUUGGAGUGUUGGAACGAAACCUGGUUUAAUUAUUACUGUCAUAGCGGAUAUAAUUUGUUUGAUGGGAGAGGUUAGGGAAGUAAGCAAAUAGUUUUAGUAUGGAGUGGUUUAUCUGUAGCUUAUGCUAGUUAACAUGAUUUAUCUAAAUUAUUUUAUUUUUAUUGUAUAACUUUUUUAUGAAAAUUAGCUUAAUAUUGUUUUUAAAAAAUAUGUUUUUAUUGGGUAAAUGUGGGGCCUUCAUUUUAUAUUAUUAUUACUUAAAUAAUUCAUUGGGAAGUAUCAAUUGCGAUAAAAUUACUCUGCUUCAGGUGGAGUUGUUAAUUGAAAUAUUUUUUUAUUAGAGGCACAUCUAUAAGAUAGUUUAUUGAUAUUUAAGGUAUAACCCCUGGAUUGGCUGUCAGGGAUUUCAAUUACAGUCUUGUAUUUAAGAACAAUAUAUAUUAAAAAAAAAAUUGAAACUUCUUUUAGGGGCCACAUACAAGAUAAAUAUAAUACAAGAUAAAUAUUCCGUAAGGAAUGAGCCUAAUUAACCUUAACCUAUGUAUAUUUUCUUUACUCUGUUCUUAGUAGCUCACUUAAAUGUGAUAAGUUGAAUUUAUGUCUAAAGAGAUGUGAACAUAUAUCGUAUGAGCUCUAUACUUGAAUCUCUUAUUAUUGUUCAAACAUUUUUAAUUGGAACCAAUAUAUAUUUAUUUUUAAUUAUUUUCAGGUUUUAUUUCACUGCUAAAAAUGUUUGUGAAUUUUAUAUUUAAUCAGCCAUAUUAAUUUAGAACAUUUCUUAAUUACUGUAUAGUUUCAUUUCUCAUGAAAGUGAUUUGUGUUAGUAAUUUUACUAUAAUCGUUUGUGAUCAAAAAGAAGUAUUUUAUUGUUUAAAGUCAAAAGUUGAUUUUAUAUUUAUAUUUAUACUCA